Molecule: messenger RNA, 15545 nt
Organism: Coregonus sp. 'balchen'
Lineage: Eukaryota; Metazoa; Chordata; Actinopteri; Salmoniformes; Salmonidae
Source: the annotation of a GenBank genome assembly
ACAGUGAAUGUGGUGAUGUUUUCUAAAGAAAUACUAUGACAAUGAAUGUGAUGUUGUUUUCUAGAGAAAGACUAUGACAAUGCGAUCAAAUACUACACGGAGGCGUUGGAGCUCAACCCGGCCAGCGCCAUCUACUUCUCCAACCGCAGCCUGGCGUACCUGCGGACAGAAUGCUAUGGCUACGCCCUGGCCGACGCCACCAAGUGUCUGGAGAUAGACAAGAACUACAUCAAGGGCUACUACCGCCGAGCCACAUCCAACAUGUCCCUGGGAAAGUUCAAGGCUGCACUCAAAGACUACGAGACGGUAAGACCGGACACGGUUAGACGAGAGUUAAAGGUACACUCAGCAAGAUGACAGGAUAGGAGGCUUCAAGGUACACUCAGCAAGAUGACAGGAGAGGAGGCUUCAAGGUACACUUAGGAUGAUGACAGGAGAGGAGGCUUCAAGGUGCUCUUAGGAUGAUGACAGGAGAGGAGGCUUCAAGGUGCUCUUAGGAGGAUGACAGGAGAGGAGGCUUCGAGGUGCUCUUAGGAUGAUGACAGGAGAGGAGGCUUCAAGGUACACUUAGGAGGAUGACAUCAUUGUAAAUCCCCAGGUGGUAUAUUUACUGUAGUGGCUACAUUGUCCAAUAUAAUUGUUCCAAAACAUUUCCAUUUUAAUCCUUUAGCCACGAUGGAGAGUGGUGACAUGUUAGUCUUGACGCAUACAAAUCCAAUGUCCAGAGUUUGAUUCAAGUCGAAAAAUAAUAAUACAUUUAUUUGUCGUUCUUCUGGAUACAAAAAUGUAUAGGAUUCUACCAAAAUGAAUUGUGAUCAUUAAACUAAAGAAACAAACAGCAGGGUGGACAUGGUCUGGUACGGUCAAAAGACUGUGCGCUGCCAUUCCGGCCACUCCCAUUAGGCCUUGGAGCGUGUAUUCCUUUUUAAUUGUAUUCUCCAUUGGCCUGUAGAUGGGGUACACACACUUGACAGCGGAUCAAUGGCAAACACACAAACAACAGAAAUGCAUCAUGAAUUGGAAACAUGCAAAUAUACAAUAUUUACCUAUUUGGCUCUGACAGUUACAGUAUGGAACACAGAUCUUAAAGACUACCAACAAAAUACAGAUUGGAGAAGAUUCUGGAAUAAUAUCCCAAUGAAUAUCCCCUGUGAAUCAUCAACUAAUUACACUACAAAUUAAUUUCCAGAUUUUAUUUGACUCUAAAUUGUCUGUUGUGUUCUCAAAUAAAUAUUGGAACCUACAUUGCACAUGUGGGACUGCCCCAGUGUGAACACGUUUUGGUUACAGGUUGCCAGGUCUGUGUCAAGUAUAGUUGGUGCUGCCAUUCCCCAUCUCCCUAAUAUUUUAUUGUUGAACAAUUACUCUUCAUUGACUCUCACAGUACCCCAGAAACGAGUAUAGUUGUACGGAUUGACUCCGGCAAAAAUAAUGUUGGUGACCAGAUGGAAACCUCCACAUAAGCUCAGUUGUUGUUGUAGUAGUAGUAGUAGUAGUAGCAGCAGUAGUAGUAGUAGUAGUGGAGGUGGUGGUGGUGGUGGUGGUGGUGGUGGCGGCACCGAGGGGCGCAGUGGUCUAAGGCGCUGCAUCGCAGUGCUAGCUGUGCCACUAGAGAUCCUGGUUCGAAUCUAGGCUCUGUCGUAGCCGGCCGCGACCGGGAGACCCAUGGGGCGGCGCACAAUUGACCCAGCGUCGUCCAGGGUAGGGGAGGGAAUGGCUGGCAGGGAUGUACCUCAGUUGGUAGAGCAUGGCGUUUGCAACGCCAGGGUUGUGGGUUUGAUUCCCACGGGGGGCCAGUAUGAAAAAUUAAAUAAAAAAUAAUGUAUGCACUCACUAACUGGAAGUCGCUCUGGAUAAGAGUGUCUGCUAAAUGACUAAAAUGUAAAUGUAAAUGUAGUAGUAGUAAGAUGAGGACAGAAGUGGAGAAUGUGGGCGUGUCACAAGGGAGGAGCCAAUAAUGGGGGCGUCUUCACAGUUUAGAAAGUCGCCCUGUUUGAGAUGAUGUCAUCUUGCAGAGGUCUCUACCUUGACAGUGUGAUAACUAGGCAGCCAUUUACUGCCAGGGCUAGAUUCUGUUUUAAUUGUGGUCAGUUCAGUAAAUCGAUCAAAGGUUUAAUCCAUCAAUGAAAUAUUCCAUCAAAUAUACAUUUUGGUCAGUGGAAAAAGGUAAUUUAAAAACGGCUGGUCUUCGUUCCAUGUUGACAUAAACACCCUAAAGCUCUGGCAACAUGGAGCUCUGCUGGCUGGCUCGCUGACUCGCUGACUCGCUGACUGGCUGGCUGGCUGACUGUGCCACAUCACUGACAGUGAUAGCUGCCUGUCUGUCACUGAGACAAAUUUAGAGCAUUGGUGUCAUGGACAUAUUGCUCCACACAGAUGCAACCGCCUCUAUUGGAGGCUAUCACUGAAGCCUUAGUGAGAGGAGAGAAGCAUUAACGAUUUCUAGAAAUCAAAACGGUUUGUAUUAAUUUACUACCAAACCAUGGCUGUAAAAUCUUUUACUUUGCAUUUUGGACUGACCCUUAUGUCAUGUAACUCACCAUGGUACUGACCCAUAUGUUAUGUAACUCACCGUGGUACUGACCCAUAUGUUAUGUAACUCACCGUGGUACUGACCCAUAUGUCAUGUAACUCACCAUGGUACUGACCCAUAUGUUAUGUAACUCACCAUGGUACUGACCCAUAUGUAGUACUGGUACCAGCAUAGUGUUUAAAUGUGAGACUGACCCUAGGCCUGGCCCUGUGUGUUUCUGCCUGGUGUUGUGGGGUUAGGUAGUGCGGGUGCGACCCAACGAUAAGGACGCUAAGAUGAAAUACCAGGAGUGCAACAAGAUCGUGAAACAGAAAGCCUUCGAGAGAGCCAUCGCCAGUGACGAGAUCAAGAAAUCGGUCGUAGACUCCCUAGACAUCGAAAACAUGAGUGAGUAGUUUGUCAUUUUUAUAUUUUAGGAUUCAUUACUUUUUUUAAUCUUUUUGGUUAUAACUGUUUUAAAAGUAUGGAUUUUAUAUCAUUUGAAUGUCUAAAUAAAGGGCUACUGCCUCUAUACAUCAUGGUGCUUUAGAAAUGGAAGAUCUUCAAGGCUGAGUUACAAGGCUGAGUUACUGUAAAGCACCUGGUGACAAAUGUUGCUGUAAAAUGGGCUGUAUACAUUUGGUUGGUUGAUUGUGCCACCAUGUAGUGAUCGAGGACGAGUACACAGGACCGAAGCUGGAAGAAGGGAAGGUGACGAUGACGUUCAUGAAAGAGAUGAUGGAGUGCUUCAAAGACCAGAAGAAACUGCACAGAAAGUGUGCCUAUCAGGUACACCUAUAAUAAUACUGUAAUAUUAGUGUACUUAUCAGGUACACCUAUAAUAAUACUGUAAUAUUAUAGUACUUAGCAGGUACCCCUAUAAUAAUACUGUAAUAUUAGUGUACUUAUCAGGUACACCUAUAAUAAUACUGUAAUAUUAGUGUACUUAGCAGGUACACCUAUAAUAACACUGUAAUAUUAGUGUGCCUAUCAGGUACACCUAUAAUAAUACUGUAAUAUUAGUGUACUUAUCAGGUACACCUAUAAUAAUACUGUAAUAUUAGUGUACUUAGCAGGUACACCUAUAAUAAUACUGUAAUAUUAGUGUACUUAGCAGGUACACCUAUAAUAAUACUGUAAUAUUAGUGUACUUAUCAGGUACACCUAUAAUAAUACUAUAAUAUUAGUGUACUUAGCAGGUACACCUAUAAUAAUACUAUAAUAUUAGUGUACUUAGCAGGUACACCUAUAAUAAUACUGUAAUAUUAGUGUACUUAGCAGGUACACCUAUAAUAAUACUGUAAUAUUAGUGUACUUAGCAGGUACACCUAUAAUAAUACUAUAAUAUUAUAGUACUUAGCAGGUACAUCUAUAAUAAUACUAUAAUAUUAUAGUACUUAGCAGGUACACCUAUAAUACUGUAACUUUAUAGUACUUAGCAGGUACACCUAUAAUACUGUAUUAUUAGUGUACGAAUCAGGUAAACCUAACCUUAUGCAUCAGCUUGAAACCUUAUGUAACUCUGUAUUUGUGUUGACUAAUAAAUUGUCUCCUUUUAGAUUCUGAUCCAAGUCAAAGAACUCUUAUCCAAACUGCCCAGUCUAAUUGAGAUCACAUUAAAAGAGGUGAGACAUCCGUGAUGUAUGUUGACUUCCUGGUAUUGCUCUUCAUCCUGUCCAGUCCUCCAAUUGUCAGAUUUGUAUUUGUAUUGAUUAUGGAUCCCCAUUCCUGGGGUCUGGCAAAAUGAAGGCAGUUAUACAAUUUUAAAAACAUUACAAUACAUUCAUUACAGAAUUCACAACACACUAAGUGUGUGCGCUCAGGCCCAUACUCCACUACCACAUAUCUACAACACAAAAUCCAUGUGUACGUGUGUGUAUGUUAUUGUGUGUGUCUGCAUGUGUCUGUGCCUAUGUUUGUGUUGCUUCACAGUCCCCGUUGUUCCAUAAGGUGUAUUUUUAUCUGUUUUUUCAAUCUGAUUCUACUGCUUGCAUCAGUUACCUGAUGUGGAAUAGAGUUCCAUGUAGUCAUGACUCUAUGUAGUACUGUGCACCUCCCAUAGUCUGUUCUGGACUUGGGGACUGUGAAGAGACCUCUGGUGGCAUGUCUUGCGGGGUAUGCAUGGGUGUCCGAGCUGUGUGCUAGUAGUUUAAACAGACAGCUCGGUGCAUUCAACAUGUCAAUACCUCUUACAAAAACAAGUAGUGAUGAAGUCAAUCUCUUCUUUACUUUGAGCCAGGAGAGAUUGACAUGCAUAUUAUUGUUUGCUCUCUGUGUACAUCCAAGGGCCAGCCGUGCUGCCCUGUUUUGAGCCCUCUUUGUGGCACCUGACCACACGAUUGAACAGUAGUCCAGGUGCGACAAAACUAGAGCCUGUAGGACCUGCCUUGUUGAUAGUGCUGUUAAGAAGGUAGAGUAGCGCUUUAUUAUGGACAGACUUCUCCCCAUCUUAGCUACUGUUGUAUCAAUAUGUUUUGACCAUGACAGUUUGCCAUCCAGGGUUACUCCAAGCAGUUUAGUCACCUCAACUUGCUCAAUUUCCACAUUAUUCAUUACAAGAUUUAGUUGAGGUUUAGUGUUUAGUGAAUGAUUUGUGCCAAAUACAAUCAAUGCUUUUAGUUUUAUAAAUAUUUAGGACUAACUUAUUCCUUGCCACCCAUUCUGAAACUAACUGCAGCUCUUUGUUAAGUGUUGCAGUCAUUUCAGUUGCUGUAGUAGCUGACGUGUAUAUUGUUGAGUCAUCCGCAUACAUAGGCACACUGGCUUUACUCAAUCUGUGGCAUGUCGUUAGUAAAGAUUGAAUAAAGUAAGGGGCCUAGACAGCUGCCCUGGGGAACUCCUGAUUCUACCUGGAUUAUGUUGGAGGCUUCCAUUAAAGAACACCCUUUGUUCUGUUAGACAGGUAACUCUUUAUCCACAAUAUAGCACAGGGUGUAAAGCCAUAACGCAUACGUUUUUCCAGCAGCAGACUAUGAUCGAUAAUGUCCAAAGACUCACUGAAGUCUAUUAAAACAGCCCCAGCAAUCUUUUUAUCAUCAAUUUCUCAGCCAAUCAUCAGUCAUUUGUGUAAGUGCUGUGCUUGUUGAAUGUCCUUCCCUAUAAGUGUUCUGAAAGUCUGUUGUCAAUUUGUUUACUGUAAAAUAGCAUUGUAUCUGGUCAAACAAUUUUUUCAGGCUGAUUGGUCGGCUAUUUGAGCCAGUAAAGGGGGCUUUACUAUUCUUAGGUAGCGGAAUGACUUUUGCUUCCCUCCAGGCCAGAGGGCACACACUUUCUAGUAGGCUUAAAUUGAAGAUAUGGCAAAUAGGAUUGGCAAUAUCGUACGCUAUUAUCCCCAGUAAUUUUCCUUCCAAGUUGUCAGACCAAAGUGGCACGUCAUUGUUCAUAGACAACAAUAAUUUUUUCACCUCUUCCACACUCACUUUACGGAAUUCAAAAGUACAAUUCUUGUCUUUCAUAAUUUGGGCAGAUAUACUUGGAUGUGUAGUGUCAGCGUUUGUUGCUGGCAUGUCAUGCCUAAGUUUGCUAAUCUUGCCAAUCGUGCAUGCUUAUUAAUAACUGGAAUAAGUAAUUUCAUAAAUGUCAAUAUUUAAAUCACCCAGAAAAUAUACCUCUCUGUUGAUAUCACAUACAUUAUCAAGCAUUUCACACAUGUUAGCCAGAUACUGACUGUUAGCACUUGGUGGUCUGAUUAUCCCCUACAGCAUAUAUGAACUGUCCCUGUGCCUAAACCUGUUCUGUUUCCUCCCCAACAGACAGAGAAGAUAACCAUUUGUGGCGACACACACGGACAGUUCUACGACCUUCUGAACAUCUUUGAGCUGAACGGCUUACCCUCCGAGACCAACCCCUAUGUAUCCUGCUCAGUCAUAGCCACGGUCACAUGUGCAGUAAAACUGUUUGUAUUCAAAUAAAUGUACAUGAUAACCCUUAACAAUAUAACACAGCUGUUUAAUGGAGACUUUGUGGACCGUGGUUCGUUCUCCCUAGAGGUCAUCCUGACUCUGUUUGGCUUCAAGCUGCUCCUCCCUGACUCCUUCUACCUGCUCAGAGGUCAGUAUGCUCCUCCCUGACUCCUUCUACCUGCUCAGAGGUCAGUAUGCUCCUCCCUACAGCUGCUCAGAGGUCAGUAUGCUCCUCCCUGACUCCUCCUACCUGCUCAGAGGUCAGUAUGCUCCUCCCUGACUCCUUCUACCUGCUCAGAGGUCAGUAUGCUCCUCCCUACAGCUGCUCAGAGGUCAGUAUGCUCCUCCCUGACUCCUCCUACCUGCUCAGAGGUCAGUAUGCUCCUCCCUGACUCCUCCUACCUGCUCAGAGGUCAGUAUGCUCCUCCCUGACUCCUCCUACCUGCUCAGAGGUCAGUAUGCUCCUCCCUGACUCCUCCUACCUGCUCAGAGGUCAGUAUGCUCCUCCCUGACUCCUCCUACCUGCUCAGAGGUCAGUAUGCUCCUCCCUGACUCCUCCUACCUGCUCAGAGGUCAGUAUGCUCCUCCCUGACUCCUCCUACCUGCUCAGAGGUCAGUAUGCUCCUCCCUGACUCCUCCUACCUGCUCAGAGGUCAGUAUGCUCCUCCCUGACUCCUCCUACCUGCUCAGAGGUCAGUAUGCUCCUCCCUACAGCUGCUCAGAGGUCAGUAUCCUCCUCCCUACACCUUCACAGAGGAAGUUGAGAAGAACACUGUAUAUCAGUGGCCAUUCUUCCGUCUUUGCUAAUGUUUAUAUUCCCCGUGUGUAAUUGACCCUUCGCUAAGCCCUGCCACCCUUGGUUACUGUUACAACCUUGGUCAACAUUUUACCAGGAAGCCCAAUUCCCCAUUCAAACCACUGGAGAAAACCCUCACAAUGAUCUUAAACUGUGCUUUUAAUACACAAUGAAAUGAAACACAGACUACCCCUUGCUGAUCAGGAGACCCUCGGGUAUGUUGUGGUGAACUGUCAUUACAAUUGCUUUAUGGGAACCUGGUCAAAUUAAGUUUGUAGUGUGGCUAACCACUGGAUGGCGCUAAAGGCGCUCUGCAGGCAGUCAAAGCUAUUAACCACGUUUGGAGCUAACAAGUGCUCUCAAAUGGUUUGCUGAUGUCGACAGCCUAUGAGAGUUAUAUUCCUAAUAGCCAAUUUUGCUAUAUUCCAAUUAGUUAUAUUAACUAAUCUCAGAAAAAAAAAAGAAACGUCCUCACUGUCAACUGCGUUUAUUUUCAGCAAACUUAACAUGUGUAAAUAUUUGUAUGAACAUAACAAGAUUCAACAACUGAGAAAUUAAACUGAACAAGUUCAACAGACAUGUGACUAAUAGAAAUGGAAUAAUGUGUCCCUGAACAAAGGGGGGGUUAAAAUCAAAAGUAACAGUCAGUAUCUGCUGCAUUAAGUACUGCAGUGCAUCUCCUCCUCAUGGACUGCACCAGAUUUGCCGGUUCUUGCUGUGAGAUUUUUAUUAUUUAUUUAUUAGUCAUUUUAGCAGACGCUCUUAUCCAGAGUGACUUACAGGAGCAAUUAGGGUUAAGUGCCUUGCUCAAGGGCACAUCAACAGAUUUUUCACCUAGUCGGCUCGGGGAUUAGAACCAGCGACCUUUCGGUUACUGGUACAACGCUCUUACCCACUAAGCUACCUGCCGAGAUGUUACCCCACUCUUCCACCAAGGCACCUGCAAGUUCCCGGACAUACUGACCCUCCAAUCCAACAGGUCCCAGACGUGCUCAAUGGGAUUGAGAUCCAGGCUCUUCGCUGGCCAUGGUAGAACACUGACAUUCCUGUCUUGCAGGAAAUCACGCACAGAACGAGCAGUAUGGCUGGUGGCAUUGUCAUGCUGGAGGGUCAUGUCAUGAUGAGCCUGCAGGAAGGGUACCACAUGAGGGAGGAGGAUGUCUUCCCUGUAACGCACAGCGUUGAGGUUGCCUGCAAUGACAACAAGCUCAGUCCGAUGAUGCUGUGACACACUCUCCCAGACCAUGACGGAAAUCGAUCCCCCGCCAGAGUACAGGCCUCGGUGUAACGCUCAUUCCUUCGACGAUAAACGCGAAUCCGACCAUCACCCCUGGUGAGACAAAACCACGACUCGUCAGUGAAGAGCACUUUUUGCCAGUCCUGUCUGGUCCAGCGACGGCGGGUUUUUGCCCAUAGGUGACGUUGUUGCCGGUGAUGUCUGGUGAGGACCUGCCUUACAACAGGCCUACAAGCCCUCAGUCCAGCCUCUCUCAGCCUAUUGCAGACAGUCUGAGCACUGAUGGAGGGAUUGUGCGUUCCUGGUGUAACUCUGGUAGUUGUUGUUGCCAUCCUGUACCUGUCCCUCAGGUGUGAUGUUUGGAUGUACCGAACCAGUUAGCGUUAGCAAUGUUUUCAAUGAGAGCUAGCUAACCAGCUAGCGUUAGCAAUAUUUUCAAUGAGACCUAGCUAACCAGCCAGCUAGCUAGCUAGCUAACAAUGCAACAACAGUAUAAGUUAUUAUUCUAAAAACACAACAGGCUCUGUAUUUCAUGUAUCAUAGUUGCAAGUACCCCUGGUGCACUGUUCAAUUAUUUAGCCCUUUAAACAAUAUAUAUUUUUAAUGAAAUCUCUGUUUUUGCCAUAGCCAUCCUUGGCUUCCAAGGGUUUGAAACGUGACCUUGUCUGAGGUGUCGGACUCAACUACAGUUGCUAUCCAUCGAAGCGUUGCGAUUGGUUGGCCAAAAUUCUGGGGCGGGGCUUAGCGAAGGGUCGGUCAAUUGUGUUGGUAACUAAUGUCCAUAUGUUCCUGUGUAACUAGGAAACCACGAGACUGACAACAUGAACCAGAUGUAUGGUUUUGAGGGGGAGGUGAAGGCCAAGUACACCACUCCAAUGUUUACGCUCUUCAGUGAGGUCUUCCAGUGGCUGCCUCUGGCACAGUGCAUCAACGGAAAAGUUCUGGUAGGUAACCCUGACCCUUAACCUCUGACCCCUAACCUCUAGCACAGUGCAUCGACGGCAAGGUCCUGGUAGGUAAUUCUGCAUUCAUAACUAUGUGGUAAAUACGUCGUAAAUAUUCGUAAAUACGAGAUGAGUACAUUCACGUUUUGAACUUGGAAUUUGGGGAAUACACUAUUCAAAUUAGUGGAUUCUGCAAUUUCAGCCACACCCGUUGCUGACAGGUAUAUAAAAUCUAGCACACAGCCAUGCAAUCUCCAUAGACAAACAUUGGCAGGAGAAUGGCCUUACUAAAGAUCUCAGUGACUUUCAAUGUGGCACCAUCAUAGGAUGCCACCUUUCCGACAAGUCAGUUCGUCACAUUUCUGCCCUGCUAGAGCUGCCCCGGUCAACUGUAAGUGCUGUUAUUGUGAAGUGGAAAUGUCUAGGUGCAACAACGGCUCAGCCGUGAAGUGGUAGGCCACACAAGCUCACAGAAUAGGAACGCUGAUGCGUAAAAAUCGUCUGUCCUCGGUUGCAACACUCACUAUCGAGUUCCAAACUACCUCUGGAAGCAACGUCAGCACAAGAACUGUUCGUCGGGAGCUUCAUGAAAUGGGUUUCCAUGGCCGAGCAGCCGCACACAAGCCUAAGAUCACCAUGUGCAAUGCCAAGCGUCGGCUGGAGUGGUGUAAAGCUCGCCGCUAUUGGACUCUGGAGCAGUGGAAACGCGUUCCCCGGCGGGAUGAAUCACGCUUCACCAUCUGGGAGUCCGAUGGACAAAUCUGGGUUUGGCGGAUGCCAGGAGAACGCUACCUGCCUGAAUGCAUAGUGCCAACUGUAAAGUUUGGAGGAGGAAUAAUGGUCUGGGGUUGUUUUUCAUGGUUCGGGCUAGGCCCCUUAGUUCCAGUGAAGGGAAAUCUUAACGCUACAGCAAACAAUGACAUUCUAGACGAUUCUGUGCUUCCAAUUUUGUGGCAACAGUUUAGGGAAGGCCCUUUUCUGUUUCAGCAUGACAAUGCCCCCAUGCACAAAGCGAGGUCCAUAUAGAAAUGGUUGGUCGAGAUCAGUGUGAAAGAACUUGACUGGCCUGCACAGAGCCCUGACCUCAACCCCAUCGAACACCUUUAGGAUGAAUUGGAACGCCGACUGCGAGCCAGGCCUAAUCGCCCAACAUCAUUGCCCGACCUAACUAAUGCUCUUGUGGCUGAAUGGAAGUCCCUGCAGCAAUGUUCCAACAUCUAGUGCAAAGCCUUCCCAGAAGAGUGGAGGCUGUUAUAGCAGCAAAGGUGGGGGACCAACUCCAUAUUAAUGCCCAUGAUUUUGGAAUGAGAUGUUCGACGAGAUACUUUUGGUGAUGUAGAGUACCAUCAAACAUUGAGGUCAUCAAAUCAAAUGUUAUUUGUCACAUGAGCCGAAUACAACUGGUGUAGACUUUACCGUGAAAUGCUUGCUUACGAGCCCUUCCCAACGAUGCAGUUUAAAAAUGAAAUAGUAACACAAGGAAUAAAAUACAAUACACAGGAUUGGAGUUACAGUGGGGGAAAAAAGUAUUUAGUCAGCCACCAAUUGUGCAAGUUCUCCCACUUAAAAAGAUGAGAGAUGUUUUGGGGCUGUCGCUGGGCAACACAGACUUUCAACUCCCUGCAAAGAUUUUCUAUGGGGUUGAGAUCUGGAGACUGGCUAGGCCACUCCAGGACCUUGAAAUGCUUCUUACGAAGCCACUCCUUCGUUGCCCGGGCGGUGUGUUUGGGAUCAUUGUCAUGCUGAAAGACCCAGCUACGUUUCAUCUUCAAUGCCCUUGCUGAUGGAAGGAGGUUUUCACUCAAAAUCUCACGAUACAUGGCCCCAUUCAUUCUUUCCUUUACACGGAUCAGUCGUCCUGGUCCCUUUGCAGAAAAACAGCCCCAAAGCAUGAUGUUUCCACCCCCAUGCUUCACACAUCCAAAUGCACUCUAGCAAACUUCAGACGGGCCUGGACAUGUACUGGCUUAAGCAGGGGGACACGUCUGGCACUGCAGGAUUUGAGUCCCUGGCGGCGUAGUGUGUUACUGAUGGUAGGCUUUGUUACUUUGGUCCCAGCUCUCUGCAGGUCAUUCACUAGGUCCCCCCGUGUGGUUCUGGGAUUUUUGCUCACCGUUCUUGUGAUCAUUUUGACCCCACGGGGUGAGAUCUUGCGUGGAGCCCCAGAUCAAGGGAGAUUAUCAGUGGUCUUGUAUGUCUUCCAUUUCCUAAUAAUUGCUCCCACAGUUGAUUUCUUCAAACCAAGCUGCUUACCUAUUGCAGAUUCAGUCUUCCCAGCCUGGUGCAGGUCUACAAUUUUGUUUCUGGUGUCCUUUGACAGCUCUUUGGUCUUGGCCAUAGUGGAGUUUGGAGUGCGACUGUUUGAGGUUGUGGACAGGUGUCUUUUAUACUGAUAACAAGUUCAAACAGGUGCCAUUAAUACAGUUAACGAGUGGAGGACAGAGGAGCCUCUUAAAGAAGAAGUUACAGGUCUGUGAGAGCCAGAAAUCUUGCUUGUUUGUAGGUGACCAAAUACUUAUUUUCCACCAUAAUUUGCAAAUAAAUUCAUUAAAAGUCCUACAAUGUCAUUUUCUGGAGAAAAAAAUUCUCAAUUUGUCUGUCAUAGUUGACGUGUACCUAUGAUGAAAAUUACAGGCAUCUCUCAUCUUUUUAAGUGGGAGAACUUGCACAAUUGGUGGCUGAUUAAAUACUUUUCCCCCCCACUGUAUAUACAGGGAGUACCAGUACCAGAUCAAUGUGGAGCUAUAUACAGGGAGUACCAGUACCAGAUCAAUGUGGAGUAUAUACAGGAAGUACCAGUACCAGAUCAAUGUGGAGCUAUAUCCAGGGAGUACCAGUACCAGAUCAAGUGGAGAAUAUAUACAGGAAGUACCAGUACCAGAUCAAUGUGGAGCUAAUACAGGGACUACCAGUACCAGAUCAAUGGUGGAGCUAUAUACAGGGAGUACCAGUACCAGAUCAAUGUGGAGCUAUAUACAGGGAGUACCAGUACCAGAUCAAUGUGGAGCUAUAUACAGGGAGUACCAGUACCAGAUCAAUAUGCAGAGGUACAAGGUAUUUGAGGUAGAUAUGUACAUGAAGGCAGGGUAAAGUGACUAGGCAUCAGGAUAGAUAAUAAUAAGGUAUUUGAGGUAGAUAUGUACAUGAAGGCAGGGUAAAGUGACUAGGCAUCAGGAUAGAUAAUAAUAAGGUAUUUGAGGUAGAUAUGUACAUGAAGGCAGGGUAUAGUGACUAGGCAUCAGGAUAGAUAAUAAUAAGGUAUUUGAGGCAGAUAUGUACAUGAAGGCAGGGUAUAGUGACUAGGCAUCAGGAUAGAUAAUAAUAAGGUAUUUGAGGCAGAUAUGUACAUGAAGGCAGGGUAAAGUGACUAGGCAUCAGGAUAGAUAAUAAUAAGGUAUUUGAGGUAGAUAUGUACAUGAAGGCAGGGUAAAGUGACUAGGCAUCAGGAUAGAUAAUAAUAAGGUAUAUGAGGUAGAUAUGUACAUGAAGGCAGGGUAAAGUGACUAGGCAUCAGGAUAGAUAAUAAUAAGGUAUAUGAGGUAGAUAUGUACAUGAAGGCAGGGUAAAGUGACUAGGCAUCAGGAUAGAUAAUAAUAAGAGUAAAAUAAAGAACAGAGUAGCAGCAGCAUGUGAUGAAUGUGAAAGUGUGUGUUGUGUUGGUAUGCAUGUGUGGGAGUGUCAACGUAGUGGGUGUGUGUGUGUGUUAAUGUGCGUAGGGUCAGUGCAAGAUAGUGCAGAUAGUUUGGGUACCAUUCAUUGACUAUUUAGCAGUCUUAUGGCUUGGGGUUGGAAGCUGUAUCGGAGCCUGUUGGUCCGAGAGCCGGUGCUCCGGUACCGUUGGAAGCUGUAUCGGCGCCUAUUGGUCCGAGAGCCGGUGCUCCGGUACCGUUGGAAGCUGUAUCGGAGCCUGUUGGUCCGAGAGCCGGUGCUCCUGUACUGUUAGAAGCUGUAUCGGAGCCUGUUGGUCCGAGAGCCGGUGUUCCGGUACCGUUAGAAGUUGUAUCGGAGCCUGUUGGUCCGAGAGCCGGUGCUCCGGUACCGCUUGCCAGAUGGCUGGUGAUUGUUUUGCUCUUUUUGCCCAUAAAAAGUAUAUCCAGAUCUGCUUUCUAAAUCAAAAGGAAAAAUAACAGAAUACAUUUUUAUCAAUUUGUGUUUAGUUCUUACCAUAAUCAACAACUGCUGAAGAUGUCGCCAUGCUUGCUGUCUUGUUUGUUGACAACUGACGUCAGAGACACAAGUGGGAAACUCUGGACGAUAGACAAGUUUCCCUCUUGUAAUAACCAGUUGGAGGGGCGUCCAAGUGCAUUUUUUUCCAGUUGUAUGCUGGUAUUUACAAAAUUACAAGCUGUUGUGAACGCAGCAUACGCUUUACCCUGACCCCUAACCUCUGGCACAGUGCAUCAACGGCAAAGUCCUGUUAGGUAUCCCUAACCUUUGACCUCUAAACCCUGAUAGCCCUCACACAGUGUAUCAACAGCAAAGUCAUGGUAGGGUUUCUGUUAAGGCGUCCGCAUGCUUCCCAGCCGAAACCGUUUGGUAGAGUUUGUGCAUAUAUUAUGACGACAUUUUGGACUUCGUGAGUUUUUUUGGGGGGGGCUGUUCGGGCACACAUUUUUCUGGAGGCAAGAAAAGUCGACGCCUCUUCGUCUGUGAUUGGUCAACAGUAGGGAUUCUUCAAUAAAGUCUGUCAUUCAGUGAGAGACGACUCAUUUUCCUGCACAUCUUUUCAUUGAUAAACACUGCACCAAAAUUCUUAGUUAGAUGUAAAAUUGCGUGACUAAGAUCUCUUCGGCAAAAACAUCAAAAUUAAUGACCGAUUUCUUGAGUUAGAUUAAUUCUGACUCAAAAUGGACAAACUGUACUAUUGCUGCUUUUUUCUCGUUUUUCAAGCAAGGGUCUUUUAAGAGAGUAUUCAAGCACUCUCGUUCAGUUCAGCUAGCCGAGUUCUGCUAGGCCCCAGCCCAACUGAAGCAUGCUGACACCUGUAGGCUUCCAAUGGUAGAACUGGACAUUUUGAGAAUAUUGUCUAUAGUUGUGUUGUGUCUGUGUCAGGUGAUGCACGGAGGGCUGUUCAGUGAGGACGGAGUGAUGCUGGAUGAUCUGAGGAAGAUCGACAGGAACAGACAGCCCCCAGACUCUGGUAAGAGCGAUCAAUUAAUCGAUAUCUUUGUCUCAUUUAGGACCUAGGAUUUAAAAUGUUGUUUAAUCAACUGUUUGUUUUCUUCAGGUCCCAUGUGUGAUCUUCUCUGGUCUGACCCACAGCCACAGGUUUGGUGCCCGGCACUGCCCUAGAAAUAUACUCUGUCAUCAACAAUAUAUAAUUAUUAUAUAAUCUGGUUUAAAUAGCUGUGCUGCAUGAUGUCAUCUGUCUAUUUAAUGAUUUUCUCUACCCCCUCCCGACCCUCAGAAUGGGCGGUCUGUCUCUAAGCGAGGUGUGAGCUGUCAAUUUGGACCUGACGUCACAGAGCGGUUCCUGGAACAGAACAACCUGGAUUACAUCGUCCGCAGCCACGAGGUCAAGGCCGAGGGUUAUGAGGUCACACACUCAGGGAAGUGCAUCACAGUCUUCUCAGCGCCCAACUACUGGUAACUAGGGCAACAGACUCACUAUUCAAUCCCACUUUAGUGAUUUGCUUCUGCAUUGUCAGAUCUAAAACAAUAUCUAUUGUAAGACUCUCACAUGUCAAAUGUCACCCCCUCUAAAGGCGUAGAGUUUAAGAUCACAGUAAAUGUCUUCUCUCUCUCUCUCCCCCCCCCCCCCCCCCCCCCUCUCCCCCCUCUCUCUCCCUCCCCCCUCCCCCUGUCUCCCUCCCUUCUUCCCCCCUCCCUCCCCUCUCUCCCUCCCUCCUUCCCCCCUCUCCCUCCCUCCUUCCCCCCUCUCUCUCCCUCCCUCCCCUCUCUCCCUCCCUCCUUCCCCCCUCUCUCUCCCUCCUUCCCCCCUCUCUCUCCCUCCUUCCCCCCUCUCUCUCCCUCCUUCCCCCCUCUCUCUCCCUCCCUCUCCCUCCUUCCCUCCCCCUCCCCCCCUCCCUCUCUCUCCUCUCUCCCCUCUCCCCCCCAGUGAUCAGAUGGCUAAUAAAGGAGCGUACAUCCACCUCAGGGGAUCAGACCUCAAACCAGAGUUUCACCAGUUCACUGCUGUGGUCAGUACAUCUGA